This is a messenger RNA of Fusarium subglutinans, 1731 nucleotides long. RefSeq lists its product as uncharacterized. NCBI's taxonomy places the organism in Eukaryota, Fungi, Ascomycota, Sordariomycetes, Hypocreales, Nectriaceae. The record is from RefSeq and is a predicted model, not a curated record. The transcript is spliced from 2 exons. The coding region runs from base 1 to 1731 and encodes 576 amino acids.
AUGGGCGACAGAGGGUAUCAAGACCCUAGCAAGGUAUCCGAUGCUAAGGCACUGCAAAUGUUGUUCAAAUCCAAUACCGGGGCCAAGGGUCAAAGCAACAUCCCCAAGAAACGAGCAGGCCCAUCGAUGCAAGCUGCGCGCCCAGCACCUGUGCCCUCAAGCGGUUCUACUACUCCGUCAACAACAGCUCGGUGCUAUCAGUCGACCCUUCUCCCUAACCCUCUUGAUCGUAAACCCGGAGCUAUUCUGGGCUCGUCAGUUUCUGAUUUUCUUGGUCGAAGAGAUGUAACUCCGAAGCUGUCUUCCAAUCUUGUCCAGGGUCAAGACCAUAAGGGCAAGGCCGAGGUUCCAUCCACUCCAUCCACUGUUCCUAAGGUACAGGCUGUGUCACCCAGUCCCACUCAAAAAGAAAAUGAGAAGCCUAUGGUCAAGCUUCCGCCUACUUUAGCCGUGAUUCCGGAGGCUGCCAAGGAAGAUCUCGACUCCAUUCAGGGGCAGAGCGAGAAAGCUGGGGCUCAUGCCACAUCUAUCAAGCUUCACACAGUUUCUAAGGCCCCUGGAAGAGUCAGCAGUCUUGAUCUCCUCUGUGACUUUGUCACUGAUUCAGGCCAAGCUUCUAUCAAAGCUUCGACUGCAGGAACAGAAACUGGUCACUCAAAGAUGCCAGUUAAGACUGUCAACCCUCCCGGUAAAGAGACGAAAAAGAAGAGUCUUUUGGAGCUAUUCCAAAACCAAAAAUCGGACGAUGAAUCGGACUUUGGCGUUUCUGAUUGUCAAACGAAGAAGGUAGCUACACAUGACUCCAAGAACGCCGAACCUUUGAAGUACACGCCCGACAAACUUCUGGAACUGAAGGCAAAUGCAAGUGUGGGGGUUCUUCCCCCUAACUGCAUAGUCAAGCGUCACAACAACAGCCAGAAAGCGGGCAUUGCUGCCACAUACAAAUCGGCUGCCAGUUUCAUUGCUCAUAAGACUACCUCUGUAUCUGGAUCUCAGGCUGAGAUGACUGAGUCUACUGUUCUUCGUCCCGAUGCUCCGCAAACUUCACCCAAGCAGGCUAAGCUCGACUCUAUUCAAGCUCCAACUGUGACCGCUGCCGAACCUGCACAGGUGGAAGAUCUUAUUGACUUAGAGGGAGGUCAAGUUGAGCUUAAGUCUGGGACUGCAAAGGAGGUACCUGGAAUUGCCUCUGUCGAUCAUCAACGCUGGAUGUCUGGCCAUACCUAUGAUGAUCUCGCUGAUCUGCAAACUUCUUCGGAGCAUACUAAGCUUGACUCCACUCAAGCUCCUACCGAGGCCAGAUCCGAAUCUAUGCAGGCCAAAGAUCCCGUUGCCAUCAAGGAAUCUCAAGGCCCAGAAGAGCCUCAAGCGCUUCGCCCUCAGGCACCUGGCUUUGUCCCCAGAUUGCACCCGCCGCCAGUCACUUCCAUGCCAGCCCAGCAUGCGACUCCAUCGCCAAUUGAGUUGGGGUGUAAUGAGGACUCGCAACAUGUCUCGACACAGACACUUGCUCCUGAUGCCCAAUUCAUGGUCACCGCGACGCCUGUUGCCACUUAUGCCAAUGGCUUCCGGAUCACCGGCCCUGCCACCAGUCAAAUCAUGUCCAGGUCACCUAUCAAUGACAUCUUCUCGACCGAGCUGCCCUUGCGCACUGCUGGCGACAAUGGGGAGGUAGCUCGUGCCCCGAGAAAGCCCACUAAGGGCCUUGGUGCAUCCAUGUGGGCUAAGUAA